Messenger RNA from Sceloporus undulatus (fence lizard), 816 nucleotides. RefSeq names its product SAYSVFN motif domain containing 1 (gene SAYSD1). Lineage: Eukaryota; Metazoa; Chordata; Lepidosauria; Squamata; Phrynosomatidae. The transcript has 2 exons. The record is from RefSeq and is a predicted model, not a curated record. Bases 85 to 546 code for a protein of 153 amino acids.
CCUCCCUGAGGGCGGCCUCUCUCUCCGCCGGGAGGCAGGCCCAAGCCGGGGGCUCUCCGUGGCACUCCUGCCCAGGCGGACUCCAUGGAGAAGAGGCUGGCCGAGUUCCGAGCCGCCCGGCGAGGCACCGCCGCCGCCAGAGAGCCGAAGCGGCCUAAAAUGGCGGCGGCGAGGGAAGAGAAGAAGGAAGAGGAAGAGGCCCCGGUUGAGGAAUCCAGUCAAAGAACCGAAAAUCCCGAGGCCGAAGCUGUGAAGACCCCUUUGCCGUGGUGGACCAACUAUUUUUUUAUGAAUGUGACUUUUCUCAAGUUUCUUCUCUGGUUGGUGCUGUUCGGGCUGUUUGUGGAACUGGAGUUUGGUUUGGCUUAUUUUGUCCUAUCAAUGUUUUAUUGGAUCUAUGUUGGAACCCGUGGCCCUGGAGAAAGACAGAGUGGAGAAAAAAGUGCUUAUUCUGUGUUUAACCCAGGCUGUGAAGCUAUUGAAGGAACUCUCACCGCAGAACAGUUUGAGAGAGAACUACAAUAUUGGCCCUUGGCGGGGAGGUAACUGGUGUCUGUAUCAGUUGCUGCGUAUUGACUCAUCUCUUACCCAGCAAGCUGAAAAGAAUAUACCACUCUUCUUUACUUGAAGAAAAAUGGGGGGGGGGGGGGGGUUCCUAAGAAGACAUUUCUCAUCUUUGCAAGAAAAAUGUUUCAGCAAAAUAAUUGCAGCCUAGCUGCAAUUUCUGAUUCUAAUGCAAGUAUUUAAAGAAUGGUGGGAUUUUGACCUUCUCCAGUUAGUUAUUUGCCAUGGCCAAAUAAAGCAUACUGUACCUCU